AUGGCAGGGUCCGGCGUGAGGUUCACGCCUCCACCGUCGCCUCCGUCGCCAACUGCGUCCUUCUACGACGUCAGCGACGCUGAAGAGAACGACUACAACACCAUCUCACAUGCCGCCUCUCGAAGCGGUGUGAAACUCUUGUUCUCCAAGAGCAAAGUCUACGUUCACCCCACCCCUUCCUCCAGAGAUAACAUCCCUGGUUUCAUUGCUCUCAUCCAGCAAAAGCCGGCCGUAUCGAACACCACCGCCUCUACUGCCUCAUCGAAAAAUGGCGCCAACUCUUCCUAUCUUCUCGCCUGGGUCCCUGAAUCCUCUCUCGGCGACGCCUACGAAACCUACGUCAAGGUGGACCUUGCCGACGAUACCUCUGCUCCGAAGCAGAAGUAUCUCGUACCCCCGCUACCCGCGACAACUUCAUACCGCGACCCCAUCGGUCUCUACGCAUUUGCUGUGCCCCUGUCCGAGAUAUACUCCUUGCUUGUGCGGCCACCUAGCCUGGGAUGGUGGUUUGGAAGUCUGGUGAUCAACACCCGAGCCGGCGAUAGCUUCCCCGCCCUAUUUUUUCAUGACUCGGAGUGCGAGUCGACGAUACUACAGAAGAAGAGAAGAACACAGGAGACAUUUGAUCCCUUUGGAGAGGAUGGCAAUGUGUUCUGGGGUGGCGAUGAGGUCUUGAGGUGGCUACGGAACUAUGCCGAGGUCCAACGCUCCGCCGUCGAUCACAGUAUCUAUCUCAUUAACCCGUCCGAUGAAGAUCAGAUGUCCUUCGGUCGCCCAUUGUCCGCCGAUGGGCGAGAAAUGCAGCGUGCGGAGAGCUCGACCCAACAGGGAAGCAGACAACGGGAUGCGGGCAUGGACCCAGUCACCAAGGCACUGAAGGAAACCGGAUGGAAAGUCCUUGAAGGAUUCAGCAAAAUCACGACGUUUACGAGACGGACGGCGAACGAGAUUGCCGACAGUCCACGUCUGCCCCCUCAGAUGCGCCGGUUGAUGAGGUCGCCCGAAAUUCAAACUUUGCAGGACGAAUUCGAUAGUGCUCGGCUAUACUUGGCCCGAUGGGCAAUGAGCAUCUCGGAGCAGAGCGAGAAAGAAAAGAAUCAGCGGAUAUGGACGGCUCGAGAUGUGCUCGAGAUGGAAAAUAGCUCGGUCGGAGACUUUGAAAUCUUGGAGUUGGAGACCGGGACUAUGUCCAUCCAGGAGCGACGCAAGGUAUUGGAGCUUAAAGAGUGGGAAGGCUUCUUUGAUCCUAGCACAGGCAGGCUGCAGAUCACCGUCGAGGAAGUGAAAGAGAGGAUUUUCCAUGGCGGUCUGGAUCCAAACGACGGCGUCAGAAAAGAAGCGUGGCUGUUCCUGCUGGGAGUCUACCCAUGGGACAGCUCUCGUGAGGAUCGCCAGGCGCUGAUGAACUCGAAACGGGAUGAAUACAUCCGGUUAAAAGGCGCUUGGUGGGAGAAGAUGAUCGAAGGGUCUUCUAAGCCGGAGGAAUACGAGUGGUGGAAAGAACAGAGAAACCGCAUAGAGAAAGAUGUUCAUCGUACGGAUCGCACGAUCCCUCUAUUCGCAGGAGAGGAUAUUCCCCAUCCUGAUCCGGACUCGCCGUUUGCCGAUACUGGCACCAACGUGCAUCUCGAGCAAAUGAAGGACAUGCUCUUGACAUACAAUGAGUACAACCCCGAUUUAGGUUAUGUGCAAGGGAUGAGCGACCUGCUAGCCCCGAUCUACGCUGUCAUGCAAGACGAUGCAGUUGCAUUCUGGGCUUUUGUUGGAUUCAUGGAUCGAAUGGAGCGAAAUUUCCUGCGCGACCAGUCGGGCAUGCGCGUGCAACUUCUCACCCUCGAUAAUCUCUUACAACUGCUGGAUCCUCAGCUCUACCUCCACUUGCAGUCUGCCGAUAGUACCAACUUUUUCUUCUUCUUCCGGAUGCUCUUAGUUUGGUACAAGCGUGAAUUCGAGUGGGCCGACGUUCUUCGUCUCUGGGAAGCUCUCUGGACCGACUACCUAACUAGCAAUUUCCAUCUCUUCAUUGCCCUUGCAAUCCUAGAGAAGCACCGGGACGUGAUUAUGGACCACCUCAAGCACUUUGAUGAGGUUCUCAAAUACAUCAACGAACUGUCCAACACCAUGGACCUUCUUCCAAUCCUCACCCGUGCUGAAUCUCUCUUCCAUCGCUUCGACCGCGCCGUCCAAGCCAUAGACAAGAAGAACAAUUUCCCCGCUCCCGCCGCGCAUCAAAGACGUCCUAUUCAGGAUUCCACAGACCCCAAUAAGGGCAAAGUCCCUCAGAACUCUACAAACGCUGGGUUCAGCAGCGGCGUAAAUGCCGGUCGCAACUCCCUGCCGCCCCCAUCAUCCCAGGGAUCUUCCAGCACGGAGCAGCCUAAAAUCAUUUCCCCGGAAUUGAGAGACCUAUUCAACAAGACCAUCUACUGGAAAGAGCACGCGGAGCCAGAGCAGCGUCAGGCGGAACGAGAUGCAAACCCGUCGUAA
Messenger RNA from Aspergillus melleus, 2487 nucleotides. RefSeq names its product GTPase-activating protein GYP7 (gene GYP7). Gene Ontology annotation, biological process: activation of GTPase activity. Bases 1 to 2487 code for a protein of 828 amino acids. NCBI's taxonomy places the organism in Eukaryota, Fungi, Ascomycota, Eurotiomycetes, Eurotiales, Aspergillaceae. The transcript is spliced from 5 exons. Gene Ontology annotation, molecular function: GTPase activator activity. The record is from RefSeq and is a predicted model, not a curated record.